This is a messenger RNA of Olea europaea var. sylvestris, 1578 nucleotides long. RefSeq lists its product as uncharacterized. Lineage: Eukaryota; Viridiplantae; Streptophyta; Magnoliopsida; Lamiales; Oleaceae. The record is from RefSeq and is a predicted model, not a curated record. The transcript has a single exon. Bases 724 to 1140 code for a protein of 138 amino acids.
GAUAAAUACAAAUCCUCAAGCAUGAUUUAUGACCCCUCUGGUUUUCAUUGUUUUAGCAACAACCAUAUCCAAUGGAGUAUUUAAAUUAUCAUUCAAAGAGAUAAUGUAAACUCAUGAUCUGAUGGGGCCAUGUUGAAUAAAUAAAAACUAAAAAAAUCCACAAGGUAUAGGUAUGGAAAUGAGCAAUCUCAAGAACAUCAAGAUAAUCAUUUUAAAUAAAAAUAAUUAAAGUUGAUUUCUUUCCCUUUUUUGUAUCAAAGUUACUUGUUAGUUCUGGCUGAUUAGCUGUAAGAAACUUUCUUGUUACCUUAAAUUUGAAACUCUCAGAUCUUUUCUAAAAACCCUUUUUCAUAUUCCAUCAGUUAUCUACUUGUUUACUCUUCAUAUGUGUCUCAGGGUUUUGAAUCUUGGAUCCAUCUUUCUGUCUUUGUCUCUCUCUGUAUGCCCUUAAGAUGAUUACGCUAUUUUUCAUAGAAGCCCAUCUUGGGGAUCUACUGAGGGGCUGUGAUAUAUGUAUUUAAUUGUCGUUUCAGUUCAAGAAUCUAGUUUUUAGAAGGAAAUAUCUUGUCGGUUUUGGUUAAUUUAUGCAUAUUCUUGAGUUAAAUUGUUCUGUUUUUUUAUUUGAUUACUCAGAAAUACGCAUCAAUGAAUUGGGUGUUUUUUAAUAUUUGGAGGGUGUAACCCUAACAAUUGAGUGUUUAACAGCAUUAUUUUGAAUGUUCAAUGGUGUCACCUGGGUUUUUUCUUAUAUGUAUGCUCCAUUCUUUGAUGGCUUUAAGCUGUGGAGCUCUAAUGAUGUUUUAUAGCAAUGAGAUUUUUGUGUUUAGCCAUGGUAAAGAACAUGCCAGCAAGCUUAUGGGUUCAACACCCCAUGAUCAGCCGCUAAUCCAAACAUCAGACUUGUUUUCGGGUUUGCUUUUAUUUGCCAUUGGGUUUCUCUUGUUUAUGGUGGCUUUUGUGAAGGACAGAGAGUUUCAUAGCUUCUUUACCAAGGGCUGUGUCCUUCUCCAUGUAGCAAUGGUUAUUUGGAGAAUUUACUUUGGAAGGAAGGUCGAAGAUCUAGGCCGCGAUUGGCUUAGGCUUGUAGUUGGGGAUAUUGCAUUGGGAGUUUCUUGGGUUUUCUUUCUUGUGUAUUCAUGAAGAGAGAAGUAUGAUUAGUUCUAGUUGGGAACCCGUGAUGAUCCGUCUCUGCUAUAGAAAUACGGAUCUUUGAUAUUUGCUUGUUGUUGAGGUGUGUAAAAUAGUGAUAUAAAUAUUGGAAUUCUCAUUGAUUCAAAUGUGUCAAAUGGAUUUGAUCCUCUAUUCGAGGAUGGAAGCGGAGAAUUGCUUGAAAUCUUGCCAAGCAUAAUGGUUAAGCUCGGGAAUCAUUACGCACUAGAUUUGAUUCAGCAAAAUGAGGUUAACAUUUCUUAGAUAGAUCUUGUAUACUCUUGAAACUUUGAUUCGAUCAGGGAGAAACUUCCUUAUUUUUGUUUUUGGCCUUUCGUGUAUAAUUUUUCCUUGUUAUCUUGGUAUAGAUAAUCUUCACUGUAAAAACUUCUCAAAUAAGCAAUGAAAUGUGAGAUAUCUCUUGAUGUC